This is a messenger RNA of Closterium sp. NIES-65, 591 nucleotides long. NCBI's taxonomy places the organism in Eukaryota, Viridiplantae, Streptophyta, Zygnematophyceae, Desmidiales, Closteriaceae. The record is from the annotation of a GenBank genome assembly.
AUGGGGCUGUCCAUAGUAGAGAUGCUUGCCUUUCCGCAAUUCGUUACCUACAGCUUGGAUCGGCGAAUCAGACCGCGACAUGUGGCAUUGUUGCGAACGGGCUAUGAGGUUGUGGCACGCGAGAUGGCUAUUCAGAGGAGUGGUGGCAAGAGGGAUGUUUCAAGAGGGAAAGAGAGGAGCAUGCUGGGUUCUGUGUCUGAUGAAGUGGAGGGGGUAGAGAGGAUUGAAUGGGGAGCGGAAGAAGGGAAGAGUGGGCCGUUGCGGCCAGGUUGUAGUGCCACAGCAUUGAUGCUGGGCCCUUGGUUGCUGCCAGAUGGGAACAGAGGGGGUGUGGCUGCUACAGCUGCCUCUGCUACAGCUGCCUCUGCUACAGCUGCCACGGCCCUCCCCAUGCGGGACCUACUACAGCUGUUCCUGUGGGUGGCUGCGGUGUCACUGGCUGUAGCAGAGGAGCUGCUGUUCAGAGGGCUGCUGCUCGCGGGCCUGCAAGAGAGGCUUGGUAGGAUCGGCACUGCCAUGCUGUCAUUGCCCUCUCCCUUUCACUCCUCUUCCCCAACAUGGCCCUUGGGAGUGCCGCCGGCCUGCUCAUAG